UGCCACUCUGAGCUGCCAAGCUCGCCGGCGCAUCGCUUGCGCCAAUCUCCGUUGGCAUUCCUUGUUUGUUAUUUAUUGCGCUGUUGCACUUGCGCAACGGUUACGCUGUCGCCGCGUGCGUGCAAAGUCACUCAGCAGCACACUGCAGCAGCAGCAUAAGCAUGCCAGCCAUGCGCCGCGCCCGCCGCUGGACCGUCGCCGCAGCGAUGUUCAUCACAUGCACCACGGGCCUGCAAGCACCCGCAAUCAGACAAGCGCCGCGCACCCUACGCCACGCCACGCUCGACAGCACCGUCCUGAGCUGCGGCGCGAGUCGGCCCAAAACGGCCCUGAGCAACGUCGAAAUCUCGGAGUUCGUGGACACGAGCGACGAGUGGAUCUCUCAAAGAACUGGAAUAAGAUCUAGGAGAGUCCUUCAACCCGGUGAGUCCAUCGCGGACCACGCCGCGUCGGCCGCGCAGAAAGCCCUGGACCGCUCCGGCCUCGACCCGGCGGACAUCGGUCUGGUCAUCGUCGCCACGUCGACGCCGGAAGACUUAUUUGGAGACGCGGCGAACGUCGCGGACCAGUGCGGCUGCAAGAACGCCGUCGGUUUCGACAUUACGGCCGCGUGUUCUGGGUUUUUAUUUGCGUUAGUCACAGCUUCACAAUUCCUGGAAUCAGGCACCUACGACGCGGCGUUGGUGGUCGGCGCCGACGCCAUGUCGCGGUGGGUCGACUGGGGCGAUAGAAACACGUGCAUUUUGUUUGGAGAUGGGGCCGGGGCCGUCGCGAUCAAGAAAGGUGGUGCUGGACUACUGGGUUUCUCCAUGGGGUCGAACGGUGCGGGUCGCGAGAAAUUAGCGUUACCGUACAACGGGAACCGGCUGCCAUUGAUCGGUGGGAAAUCUGCUACUGUGGUCGGCCCUCGCGCGAUGUUGAUGGAGGGCCGGAGCGUCUACGUGUUUGCGGCGACGACGGUGCCUCGCGUUUUGAGAGAAGCUCUAGAAGAUGCUCACUUGACAGUAGACGAUGUGGAUUGGUUUUUACUUCAUCAAGCGAACGAGCGCAUCCUCGAGGCCGUGGCCGACCGGAUAGGUGUACCGAAGGACAAGUUCAUCAUCAACAUGGACGAGAACGGCAAUACGAGCGCCGCGUCCAUCCCCCUUGCCUUGGAUUUCGCCGUGAAGAGCGGGAGCGUGAAAAAGGGCGACGUGCUCGCGUGCGCCGGGUUCGGCGCGGGCCUGUCCUGGGGCGCGGCCAUCUUCCGGUGGGAGGGCGAACUAUUGCAGUGAGUAUCGGGGCUUGAGCUCGCCGAGGCCAGAAGUUGGCGGGCAUUCGCGUCGAUCGUGUGUCGUUUAUACCAAGUCAUUAAGUCGUAGUACAUCAGC
Molecule: messenger RNA, 1370 nt
Organism: Pelagomonas calceolata
Lineage: Eukaryota; Pelagophyceae; Pelagomonadales; Pelagomonadaceae
Source: the annotation of a GenBank genome assembly